This is a messenger RNA of Esox lucius (northern pike), 3971 nucleotides long. RefSeq names its product RNA binding motif protein 25a (gene rbm25a). Gene Ontology annotation, biological process: mRNA processing; regulation of alternative mRNA splicing, via spliceosome. The transcript has 18 exons. Gene Ontology annotation, molecular function: mRNA binding. NCBI's taxonomy places the organism in Eukaryota, Metazoa, Chordata, Actinopteri, Esociformes, Esocidae. The record is from RefSeq and is a predicted model, not a curated record. Gene Ontology annotation, cellular component: spliceosomal complex. Bases 239 to 2908 code for a protein of 889 amino acids.
UCUUUGUCGCCCCUAAGUGUUUAAGAAUGGUAAUACUUUGUUAAGAUGACAUCCCACAGUGCAUUGCGAAAAACACAGGUCCUUGUUAGCGGCAUAAACAUUGCUAGCAAGCAAGUUACAAAGAGAUACAUAAUAUUUUUCAUAAAGUAAUUUAGAUUUCACACGAAAGCUAUACUACGUUGAUACAAGAGUACAUUUUGUACGAGACGCCUGGUUUGAGGUUACUGCACCUCCUAAGAUGUCGUACCCCCCUCACCUGAACCGCCUUCCCCAGUUGCCCCCCGGGAUUCGGCCUCCCCAGUUUCCAGGGUUUCCUCAGGGAGUACCAGCAGGUACGCCCAUGAUUCCAGUACACAUGGGGAUAAUGACUUCUGCACCUACGGUUCUAGUUCCUACCACGGUGUCGAUGAUCCAGAAGCCUCUUACCCCCAGGAAGGAGCUGAACAUAGUCAGAGUCAAGGAGAACGAGGAGGGGGGCAGUGGAGGCCCCACCACCACAGUGUUUGUCGGGAACAUCUCAGAGAGGGCUUCUGACAUGCUGGUCCGCCAGUUGUUAGCGAAAUGUGGCCUGGUGCUGAGCUGGAAGCGGGUCCAAGGAGCCUCCGGGAAACUGCAAGGUAAAAAUAAAACAGCAUUUGGCUUCUGUGAGUACAAGGAGCCAGAGUCCACCCUGCGUUCGCUGCGCCUGCUGCACGAGCUGCUGCUCGGAGACAAGAAGCUGCUGGUGAAGGUGGAUGCUAAGACCAAGGCCCAGCUGGAAGAAUGGAAGGCCAAGAAGAGGAGUGCCAAUGGGGAUGUUAAGCCUGAGGAUGGGACCAAGGAAGAGGAGGCCGAGGAAGAUGCCGUUGAUGAGGAAACCCAGCGCCGCGACCAGAUAGUGAAGGGAGCGAUCGAGGGUUUGAUCCGGGAGUAUGGCAGUGAGCUCAACGCCCCUUCUCAAGAUGGGGACAAUCAUCCCCGCAAGAGGAGGGAGAAGAAAAAGGAGGAGGAUGACAUCAAUGUCAUGGAGAUGGAAGAUGACAAGCGAGACCUGAUAUCCAGAGAGAUCAGUAAAUUCCGAGACACUCACAAGAAGCUAGAGGAGGAGAAGGGGAAGAAGGAACAGGAAAGGCAGGAGAUCGACAAGGAGAGGAGGGAGAGGGACAAGGAGAGGGAGCGCGAGCGGGAGCGCGAGCGGGAGCGCCGGGACAAGGAGAGGGAAAAGGAGAGAGAAAAGGAGAAGGAGAGGAACGACAACUCCAAGGAGAGAGAGCGGGACAGAGACCGGGACCGGGAUCGGGUUGACCGGGAUCGGGUUGACCGGGACCGCGAACGGACGAAGGAGAGAGAGAGGGAGCGCGGAGAGAGGGAGCGAGGAGAACGGGAGCGUGGGGAGAGGGAGCGGGUGAAGGAGAGGAGUCGAGAAGUCAGCAAAGACCGCAGCCGAUCCAGAGAACGGAGCCGGGAUGACAAGAAACACGACCGCGAGGAGGAUCAGGAAGAGGCCUACGAACGCAGGAAACUGGAGCGGAAGAUGAGGGACAAGGAGGCUGCCUACCAGGAGCGUCUGAAGAACUGGGAGAUCCGGGAGAGGAAGAAGGCUAGAGACUACGACAAGGAGAACCAGAGAGAGGAGGAGAGGCGCCGUGACAUGACCAAAGAAGGCAAGCGUCUGAAAGAGUUCCUGGAGGAUUAUGACGAUGACCGGGAUGACCCCAAGUACUACAGGGGCAGUGCGCUGCAGAAGCGCCUGAGAGACCGUGAGAAGGAGACGGAGCUGGAUGAUCGAGACAGGAAAAGGGAGAAAGAGGAGCAUGAGGAGAUCAGACAAAGACUGUUAGCAGAGGGACAUCCUGACCCUGACGCUGAGCUACAGAGGAUGGAGGAGGAGGCAGAGAGGAGGCGUCAGCUUCCAGUGAAGCCAGAGCCUGAGGAGGAGGUGCAGCAGGAGAAACCGCACCGCGAGAGGGAGCACCGGGAGCACCGGGAACACAGAGAGAGGGAGGACCACAGGGACAGGAGGGGAGGCGGAGGCGGAGGCGGAGGCGGGGGUGGAGGUGGAGGAGGAGGAGGAGGAGUUGCAGACAGGCCUCCUCCCCAGCACAUUCAGCCUCAAUCAGACGAUGACAUGGAGGAGGGGGAGGAGCUUGACGAUCGUGAUGAGGAGGACUCGUCGGACAUCAGACCUUACCCACACCUCAAGCCCACCCUGCGGCCAAUCACGUCGGCCCCCUCUGUGUCGUCAGGCAGCGGUGGUGCCACUCCAAACUCCCCCGGCAACGAGUCUCCCUGCGGCAUCAUCAUCCCUCAUGAGAACUCCCCGGAGGCUCCGCCCACUGAGGAACACCGGCCCAAGAUAGGCCUCAGCCUCAAACUGGGUGCCGGCGGGAGCCCCAACCACCAGACCCACAACGUGAGCAGUCGUAAGAAGCUGGCCUCCGUCGACAGCGUCUUCAACAAGUUCGGGGAGGAGGAGGCCGACGAGGCGCCGCGGAAACGGAAGCUGGUACCCCUGGACUACGGCGACGACGAUAAGAGCCUGGAGCUGGACGGGGCGGAGGUGCCGGGGGGAAAGGCGGGGCAGAACACUGAGGAGAAACGGAAACACAUCCGGACUCUGAUCGAGAAGAUUCCCACGGGCCGCCCGGAGCUGUUCAACUACCCUCUGGACUGGACAGCUGUGGACACGAGUCUAAUGGACCGUCGCAUCAGGCCCUGGAUCAACAAGAAGAUCAUAGAGUACAUCGGCGAGGAGGAAGCCACGCUCGUCGACUUCGUCUGUUCUAAGGUGAUGGCCCAUGGGACUCCACAGGGCAUCCUGGAUGAUGUUGCCAUGGUUCUGGAUGAAGAAGCUGAGGUGUUCAUUGUUAAAAUGUGGAGGCUGUUGAUCUACGAAACAGAGGCCAAGAAGAUUGGCCUGGGGAAGUAAAGACCAGUACUACUACAGUACCACCAAAGUCCUACUGCUAUCUAGUACUAUUGCUGUCAGGGCCAGGGUUCCUCUGUCCUGGCUGAUCCAAUGUAUCCAGCCCCCUGUUAUCACACCCCUCUAGGGGCCUUUCAGCGCCCCUCUACCAUCCUCAAAACCCCACAAACCCUCUUCACCUUCUGCAACCCCCUCUAACAUCCUCCACGCCUCCCCCUCCCGUCCUUCUCCCCUCCGUUCUAUCAGUGAAGAACCACAGCUCCUGUUUUCGUAUGCGUGUGUGUGAGGGCUUGACCGUGCUGAAUGUCAAAUGGCUCUCUGGCUUGCUGCAUGGGUAUCCGAGUCUAGUCCGGUUCUGAGCUGGUGGUCGAGGGAGGCUGACUUUUGGCCCUGAUGGCUUCCUGUUCCCUGUGUGGUUCGCCCCUUUGGAUGUAAUUCUCAGUUCUGGUCCUCAACAAAUACGCGCCAUUUGCAUUUGUGUAGAAGCCUGUACCAGACCUCCUGAUUGUACUCAUCAGCCCUCCGUUCAGUGGCCUUGAGAUACAGGGACCCAGACAUGCCGCUCCACGACACGCCCAUUACAAUGUCUUUAUCAAUGUGGGAAACUCUGGUCUGCCUUUAGUCCCCUCUCUGCAGCCACUGUUUUUCUCCCCUCUUGAGAUAUUUUCCAACCGAAUGUCUUCUAGGCCUUUGCAACUGCUGACCUGUGGCCCAGUUCAGUCGCAGAAAUGCUCAGAGGCAUUAAAGAUAGAGAUUUCACUGGCUGUCUGGGCUCCCCUGCUAUCUCUGGUUGGAGUCGUGAGAUUGUCUGGGCCUACAGCCGUAACUGUAUGCUGUGUGGGGGGGGGGGGGGCUCUGUCUGAAGUUGUGGCACAGGGGGCCAUUUGGGUCACAGGAACUGUCAGAAUCCAAAACCAUUAUUAUUUUUCUGUUUCCACUGUAUCUGGAGCACUGGGCUUUAUGGUUUAGUAUUUUCAGCGAGGUGUCGAUCUCCCAGGUAAUGUCUGGUGGGGGUUUAUCCCCGCUGUGUGAUUUAAUGAUAAAAUUAAAGAAGCUUUUUACAAUA